GGACAAAAAAUAAUCAAGUGUAACGCCCUCUAUUUCGUUAGCCGUAUUGCGUUUAGAAUCAUCAACAUAAUGCUAAUUCGUGAGUCAUCGGAUCAAUCCGCUAGUUGCUAGAGUGAAGUGAUUAUUAGUCGUGUUCUCGCGCUCCUCUUACGCGCUUGUUUACAACCAUGAGUCCUAAGUGUCAGAUAACUGUUAACGGCCUAAGAGAAGGGCAUUUGAUAGCCGGGCAACGUGUGACAGGAACAGUGAAGUUUGCUAUUUAUAAGCCAACGCGGUACGACAGUAUUGAUAUUUCUUUCGUGGGCAGUGGAAGGUGUCGUUUUGCUGUAACUCCUGAAGAAUCUAACACAGUUAUACUUACCAACAAGGAAGAGUAUGUAUCCAUCAACAAGAAUUUAUUUACACCAGUUGGAGACCAGAUGGUGGAGCCUGGAGAUUAUGAAUACCCAUUUGAGUUUUUACUGCCAGGUGAUAUACCAUCGUCAGUUAAGUCUGUCCCUUGUGACAUACAGUACAACAUUUUCGUGAAAUUUUCAAGAAAGGGAACUUUUAUUUCUGAAAGUGAAAAUGAGCUUAAAGUGCCUGUCUAUGGAUAUGUGAAGCCCUGCAGUCGACAGCCAUUAACCUUUAAAAUCGAGAAAAAACUACUUUCCUUCAAUCCAAACAAUAAGAUCACAGUAAAGGGAGAAAUAGACAGAACAUGUUUAAAACCAGGUGAUCGCAUUCAUCUGACGAUGACGGUGACGAAUGACUCAAAUGUCGACAUUUCUAUCAAAAGUCAGCUCGUUUAUUUCAACACUUAUAUAUCUAAAGGGGCAUCUCCCUCUAAAGAAAUUGAAAAAGGGAGCAUACCAGGGACCAAAGAAACUUCUCCUACUAUAAGGGCAAAUAGUGUGUUAGAACUAGAAAGAACUAUACCAAUACUUGAAACGUUAUAUUCGAUACAAAAUUCGAAGAUAAUGGUCGGAGAAUUUAAGGUUAAAGUGACGGUUAAAGCACCUUUUCCUCAUGGUAAAGCAUAUGCACGAGUUCCAAUAGUGAUUGGAUGGAGAAAAGAAGAACACGAGAGUCUUAUCCAGCGUGAUCUGCCACCUUCAUAUUCAGAAGCUAUCAGAGGAAAUAAUUAGAAAAGUGAAGAUUUCAAUAGGGACUGUGUAUAAGUAAUAGAUCAUUUAAAGCAGGCACUGUACACUUAUUAUGAUAGUUAUUUUUAACGUGUCAUAAGUCAUUGAACUAUAGUGUUUUGACUCAUAGGAACUUGUAUCUCUUUACGAUAGUUUAAUUUUGUGUCGUAUGUAUGUAUGUCAUUUAGUGUAAUGUAGCAAGUAAUUAUACUGUGUUCUGCCUUAGAAACUUCAAACCCGAUUUUCUAUCUAGGUCCCUAUUUCUCUUGCAAAAUUGCGUUUAUAAUUUGGAUAGUCUUAAGACUUGAUAAAUAUUUCUAUUGCAUGUGUUUAUAAUCUUCUAAAAAAUAUAUUAAAAUUAAGUUCAUUUCUA
This is a messenger RNA of Helicoverpa armigera (cotton bollworm), 1497 nucleotides long. RefSeq names its product arrestin domain-containing protein 2-like. Gene Ontology annotation, biological process: protein transport. Gene Ontology annotation, cellular component: cytoplasm. The coding region runs from base 168 to 1127 and encodes 319 amino acids. The transcript has a single exon. The record is from RefSeq and is a predicted model, not a curated record. Lineage: Eukaryota; Metazoa; Arthropoda; Insecta; Lepidoptera; Noctuidae.